Molecule: messenger RNA, 3286 nt
Organism: Oryctolagus cuniculus (rabbit)
Lineage: Eukaryota; Metazoa; Chordata; Mammalia; Lagomorpha; Leporidae
Gene: LRRC32
Product: leucine rich repeat containing 32
Molecular function (GO): protein binding
Source: RefSeq, a predicted model, not a curated record
CUGCAGCUGCAAAGCAGGUCCCCGCGGUCUCACGCACUUGGCUUUCAAGCCGCAAAGCUGCGGAAGUCGACGGCCCAAGAGCUGAUAGAGGAGGACGGUCGCGGGCGCUAUAGCUCGUUUAGGUGGUAGAGUGGCCGCCAGGCCGCGCCGCAGUGCGGGUCACUUCCUUCCGCGUCCCCCCCGCCGGCCUUCCCGCUCGCCCCGGGCGAAGAGCAUCGGCGCCGCCGACAGCUGGAAGAUCGCGGCCAGGCCGGAUUUCCUUCGCGGACCUGCGGCUCCCAGAGCCACCAAGCAAGCCCCCAAGCCCUCGGGGCUGGGGACCGCACGUGCGGUUGCCGACGCCGGUCUCGCCUCGCCCCCUCGGCGCGUGCUGGCGACCCUGCUCCCCGCUGGCGCUCGCCUCGUCUUCCCCGCGGGCUUCCAACUCGGAGCAGAUGCCCCGGCCUCCCGACGCCGACGCCGCGGGGGCUCGCGGGUCUCGGGCGGCCGCAGGGCGCUAGGACCGCGCGGCGCCGCCGAGGGGGCGGGGGCGGGCCGGCGCGAGCGGGCUUUAAAUGGGCGCCGGGGCCGCCCCCUCGCGGGUCGGCUCCCUUGGGGCAGCGGAGCUGCCGAGCGCCUCCUCGGGCCGGGACCCGGGGCCUGGCGCCGGGCCGGGCAGGACCGGGGCAGGUGUACGCACGAUGCGCCGGGGCGACCCGCGAGCGGAGCGCCGGCCGCGCUGAACCAGAGCCAUGAGCCCCCAGAUGCUGCUGCUGCUGACCGUGCUGAGCCCAGCCCUGGCCACCUCCCAGCACCGACUCAAGGUGCCCUGUAAGAUGGUGGGCAAAGAGGCCUUGUGCCAGGGCCUGGGCCUGCUGCAGGUCCCCGCCAUGCUCCUGGCCGACAUCGAGACCCUCGACCUGUCUGGGAACCAGCUGCAGAGUGUCCUGGCCUCGCCCCUGGACUUCUAUACGUCGCUGCGUCACCUGGACCUAAGCGCCAACGAGAUCAGCUUUCUGCAGCCAGGAGUCUUCCAGGCCCUGCCCCAGCUGCAGCACCUCAACCUGGCUCAUAACCGCCUGGCGGCGGGCACCGCGCUGAGCGCUGGCAGCCUGAGCCCCCUGCCGCACGUGACCUCCCUGGACCUGUCGGGGAAUAGCCUGUACAGCGGCCUGCUGGAGCAGCUGCUGGGCGAGGCGCCCCACCUGCACAGCCUCUCGCUGGCUGAGAACAGCCUCACGCGCCUGGGCCGCCGCACCUUCCGGGGCCUGCCCGCACUGGAGCGCCUGGACCUGCACAGCAACGUGCUGAUGGACAUCGAGGACGGCGCUUUCGAGGCCCUGCCCCGCCUGGCCCAUCUCAACCUUUCCAGGAACUCCCUCACCUGCAUCUCCGACUUCAGCCUGCCGCAGCUGCAGGUGCUCGACCUGAGCUGCAACAGCAUCGAGGCCUUCCAGACGGCCCCGGAGCCCCCCGCAGAGUACCAGCUCACCUGGCUGGACCUGCGCGAGAACCGCCUGCUCCAGCUCCCCGACCUAGCCGCGCUCCCGAAACUCCUGUACCUGAACAUGUCCAACAACCUCAUCCGGCUCCCUGCGGGGCCGCCCCAGGGUGGCGAGGCCAGCCCCGUGCCCUCCCAAGGCUGGCCGGCCUGGCCCCCCGGGGGGAGCCCCGGCUGGAACACCAGCAGCCAGCCCCUCUCCCAGCUCUUGAACUUGGAUCUGAGCUACAACGAGAUCGAGCUGGUGCCCGGCGGCUUUCUGGAGCACCUGGCCUCCCUGCGCUUCCUGAACCUCAGCCGCAACUGCCUGCGGGCCUUCGAGGCCGGGCACGCGGGCUCCCUGCCCCUCCUGGUGCUCCUGGAUCUCAGUCACAACGCGCUGGAGGCCCUGGAGCUGGGCGCCAGAGCCCUGGGCUCCCUGCGGACGCUGCUGCUACAGGACAACGCCCUGCGGAGCCUGCCCCCGUACACCUUUGCCGGCCUGGCCAGCCUGCAGAGGCUCAACCUGCAGGGGAACCGCGUGAGCCCCUGUGGGGGCCCGGCCGAGCCCGCGCCCCCGGGCUGCGUGGCCUUCUCCGGCAUCUCCUCCCUCCGAGUCCUCAAUCUGGUGGACAACGAGAUGGGGACGCUCAGGGCAGGGGCCUUCCUCCGCACCCCGCUGACGGAGCUCGACCUGUCUGCCAACCCGGGGCUGGAGGUGGCCACGGGGGCCCUGGCGGGCCUGGAGGCCUCCCUGGAGGUCCUGGCGCUGCAGGGCAACGGGCUGGCCGUCCUGCAGGUGGACCUGCCCUGUUUCAGCUGCCUCAAGCGGCUCAACCUGGCCGGGAACCGCCUCAGCCACCUGCCCGCCUGGACGCAGGCCGUGUCGCUGGAGGUGCUGGACCUGCGCAACAACAGCUUCAGCCUGCUGCCCGGCAGCGCCAUGGGCGGCCUGGAGCCCAGCCUCCGGCGCCUCUACCUGCAGGGCAACCCGCUCAGCUGCUGCGGCAACGGCUGGCUCGCCGCCCAGCUGCACCAGGGCCGCGUGGAUGUGGACGCCACACAGGGCCUGAUCUGCCGCUUUGGCUCCCAGGAGGAGGUGUCCCUGAGCCACGUGCGGCCCGAGGACUGCGAGAAGGGAGGGCUCAAGAACGUCAACCUCAUCAUCAUCCUCACCUUCACGCUGCUCUUGGCCAUCGUCCUCACCACGCUGGCCACCUGCUGCUGCGUCCGCCGGCAGAGGUUUAACCAGCAGUACAAAGCCUAGGGAAGCCGGGAGACCCAGGCCAACCGGGGUGCACGGCGGGGCAGAGGAGAGGGGGGCUGAUUCGCGGUCGCAAAGGGAGCCGAGGUCCAAGGACUCUGGCUGCUCAACCCCAGCGCAGGGCUGCCUUCUCUGCAACCUGCUGUAUCAGCAGGUGACCCAUGGCCGCCGCUGCACGUGCGUCCAGCUUUGGCAGCCAGAAGGUGGGCGGUGUCAGGGGUGGCGGAGAAUAAAGCCGACCCAGCCGAUGAGCACACCUUCAGCGAGCAUGUGUCCUCCCACUCCCAGGCACGCAUCUGGGCAUGGAGGACGCCAGUGAAACACAUCCGUGUCCUCCAGGCUCCCUCAGCCUGGUGGGAGACACGGCAGUGCGGUGACUGCACGGCGUGGUCAGGGCUCUGCAGCCACGGCCGGUGCCAUGUGGCCCGCUGCCCUGGCUGUUGCCCAGGCAAGGGAGGCCCGUGCCUGGGAGGAUGUGUCUGAGAUGUUUCCAAGAGGACUGUUUGUCACAUCUUCUGAUAAUGACUCUCAGCCCCUGGAAAAUGAAGACCUUGUGACCGGAA